GUGGUUGCAAUUGCUUGCAAAAGGUACCUACCUAUCUACCGUAGCAAAGUGCAAAAUAAACAAAAACAACUGAAAAUAAUAAUUGUAUUAUUUGAUAUUUCUGAAGAUUCAUGCAUAAUAUUGUCCAGCAAUCUAAAGUCACGCAAAAGAUAUUUUGCAAACAUCUUUUGCAGUGUAAAAACGCAAACAAAAAUUAAAGAACACUUUAUUGUUUGUCUAAAAUGCUGUCAGCCCUGAUAAAGGAACAUCAAACUAAACAAGCUGCCAAAAGAGUUGUACAAGAACAAAAACGCAAAGAAUGUAUUGUAGCUGCAAAUGAUUUGACUCAAGCACUAGUAGAUCAUUUAAAUGUUGGAGUGGCUCAGGCUUAUUUGAACCAAAAAAAAUUGGAUGCUGAAGCAAAAUUACUUCACCAAGGAGCUAUAAACUUUUCCAAGCAAACACAACAAUGGUUGGCACUAGUGGAAAAUUUCAGCAGUGCAUUAAAAGAAAUAGGUGAUGUUGAGAACUGGGCCAGGAGUAUUGAGAAUGAUAUGAAAAUUAUCACAGACACUUUAGAAAGAGCAUAUGAAACUACACAAGAAAGCCCAGCUAGUACUAGUCAAUAAGGUAAUUGGUAAUAGGUGUAAUUUAAUUAAUCAUCUGUUUCUAUAAGCUAUCAGUUAUCAAAUAAAUCCGUAUAAAUUAA
Molecule: messenger RNA, 688 nt
Organism: Maniola jurtina (meadow brown)
Lineage: Eukaryota; Metazoa; Arthropoda; Insecta; Lepidoptera; Nymphalidae
Gene: Blos1
Product: biogenesis of lysosome-related organelles complex 1 subunit 1
Exons: 3
Coding region: 222-608 (128 amino acids)
Biological process (GO): endosomal transport
Cellular component (GO): BLOC-1 complex
Source: RefSeq, a predicted model, not a curated record